AUGUGGUCGACGAUGGUCCUGCGCUUCACCGAGUUCCUCCCGGGUGGAGCGCUCGCGACAGCAAGCGUGACGGUGCUCGUGUCCGCCUUGUCCAGCUCCUCGUCCGUGCUAUGUGAGGAAACGCGCCAGCCGCACGUGGCGCUGAGCCCCAAAGAGUUCCGCUCCUUUACAGUGCGUAAGGUGGAGACUGUGAACCACAAUACGAAACGUGUGACGUUUGAGCUGCCAACGCCUGAGCACGAAAUGGGUCUCACGACGCCCAGUUGUCUCAUGGCACGUGCCCGUGUCGAUGGCAAGACAGUCGUGCGUCCUUACACGCCGACGAACGUGAACGAAGAGAAGGGGUUCUUAGAGCUCGUGGUCAAGGGGUAUCCGCAAGGGAAGAUGAGCAAGCACAUUGUCGAGCUGAAAGAGGGCGAUUCACUGGACAUGAAGGGGCCCUUUAUGAAGUUCACGUACAGUCCCAACAAGUACAAGAGCAUUGGAAUGAUUGCUGGCGGUACCGGCAUUACCCCCAUGCUGCAGCUCAUCAAGACCAUUUGCCGCAAUCCAGAAGAUCACACAAAAAUCACGUUGGUAUACUGUAGUGUGUCGGAAGAAGACAUCAUCUUGCGUGAGGAAGUGGAGGCUAUGAUGUACCUGUACCCGCAGGUCUCGGUCAUUCAUGUGCUGAGUAACCCGUCUGCUGCUUGGCAGGGGCUCACGGGCUUUGUAUCCAAGGAGAUGCUCGAGCAGUUUAUGCCGGGGCCAUCGGAUGACAACCUCGUGUGUGUCUGUGGUCCGCCGCCCAUGAUGUACCACGUGUCGGGUGACAAGGCGAAAGACAGAUCCCAAGGCGAGCUGCAGGGCUUGCUUAAGGAGCUGAAGUACACGUCGAAGCAGGUGUUUAAAUUCUAG
Messenger RNA from Peronospora matthiolae, 897 nucleotides. NCBI's taxonomy places the organism in Eukaryota, Oomycota, Peronosporomycetes, Peronosporales, Peronosporaceae. The record is from the annotation of a GenBank genome assembly.